Molecule: messenger RNA, 960 nt
Organism: Micropterus dolomieu (smallmouth bass)
Lineage: Eukaryota; Metazoa; Chordata; Actinopteri; Centrarchiformes; Centrarchidae
Product: NLR family CARD domain-containing protein 3-like
Exons: 3
Coding region: 166-960 (264 amino acids)
Molecular function (GO): protein binding
Source: RefSeq, a predicted model, not a curated record
ACAGUCUACUGCUUUGCUCAUCUGAGCGUUCAGGAGUUUCUGGCUGCAGUCUACAAGUUCCACUGUUACACCAGCAGGACCACAGAGGGACUGAAGGACUUUCUUGGAAAAGACCUGAAAUACAAGAAGAGUCACUCAUCCCUGGAUGUCUUCCUGAGGAGAGCCAUGCAGAAAUCCCUCAACAGUAAAAAUGGCCACCUGGACCUGUUUGUUCGCUUCCUUCAUGGCCUCUCUCUGGAGUCCAACCAGAGACUCUUAGGAGGCCUGCUGGGUCGGACAGACAACAGUCCAGAAAUCAUCCAGAGAGCCAUCAACAACCUGAAGGAGAUGAACAGUGAUGAGAUCUCUCCUGACAGAAGCAUCAACAUCUUCCACUGUCUGACGGAGAUGAACGACCACUCAGUACAUCAGGAGAUCCAAGAGUUCCUGAAGUCAGAGAACAGAUCAGAGAAGAAACUCUCUGUGAUCCACUGCUCAGCUCUGGCCUACAUGCUGCAGAUGUCAGAGGAUGUUCUGGAUGAGUUGGAGCUAAAGAAGUACAACACAUCAGAGGAGGGACGACUGAGACUGAUUUCAGCUGUGAGGAACUGCAGAAAGGCUCACCUAUCUGACAUUGAACUCUCAGAGACUCACUGUGAAGUUGUGGCCUCAGCUCUGAAAUCCAACCCCUCCCAUCUGAGAGAGCUGGACCUGAGUAACAACAAGCUGCAAGAUUCAGGAGUGAAGCUGCUGUGUGCCGGACUGGAGAGUCUACACUGUAGACUGGAGACUCUGAGUACUAAGGAGGUCCCUGUCAGAGAGAUCUCAAUUCACUCCCCCGGCACAGCUUUUCUGGCAUCCCUGGUGAAGUUUGGGCCAGUGAAUCUGAGUGGGCAAGGUUCAAAGCUUCCAUUGCGAAAGAAUGAGGCAUUGCACCGGGUGUGGGAGAAGUUUGGAGAAGCCAUGGAGAAGGACUUUUGA